Molecule: messenger RNA, 1151 nt
Organism: Culex quinquefasciatus (southern house mosquito)
Lineage: Eukaryota; Metazoa; Arthropoda; Insecta; Diptera; Culicidae
Exons: 2
Coding region: 103-519 (138 amino acids)
Source: RefSeq, a predicted model, not a curated record
CAAUUUGGAUCGGUUUGUUUGCGCGGAAAACUUUUCUGUUUUUAGGAAAAAUGCGAUGUCCUUGUUCCUGUGGGCCCCUAGCGGUCCAUUUCGGCCAAAAAAAUGACCAGGUAUCCACGUGGAAUAUGCGCCAAGAACCAAGUCAAUCCAGCCAACUCCCAGUCGCUGCUGCGGUCGCCCGUAAUGGACACUGCCUUGGGCAGUCUGGUGAUGGAAAUCGGCUACACGUUAACGGCUUCGCUGGAGGACUGCAAGAACCACCUGCCGAAGAUUGGCGACAGGAAGAACACGGCGCAGGAUGUGGCCAAGAUUAUUUCGUCGAUGUGUUUGACGCACGCGUCACUUUCGGAGAGUCCUGUGGUACACGCUCUCGGCACAGCUGCUGCACAAAGCGCGCGUACGUCGAGUCUUCUUAAUCCAGAACUUCCGGCCAAACUGAGCCUGAGCGAGGUGGAAACCAUCGGCAAGAACCCCACGGACAGCGGGGAGUACACUUUAAACGAACCCCAAAUACACUGAAAAGCGACAUGAUCGCCGUCAAACUCAGCUCCAAGACCGUGCUCGAGGAGAUCACUCCGUCCGUUAUCGAACCUUCGUUCGGCGUUGGCCGCAUCAUGUACUCGCUCCUUGGGAACAGCUUCCGAAAGCGCUAAGGCGAGGAACAGCGCAGCUAAUUCUCGCUGACCCCGAUCGUGCCCCCCCUCAAGUGCUUUCGUACUGCCGCUGAGCAACAACACCGACUUCUCCCCAUUCAGGAAGAAGAUCUGUAAGUAGUCUACCUCUCAAGCAAAACUUCCUUCUAACCCAAACUUCUUAAAUCCAGCUUCGGCCCAGCGUGAACAUCUCGCACAAGGUGAACGACUCGAGUGGCUCGAUCAGUGGACAGACGAGCUGGUUGGGAGUAAUCUACGACCGCCGAUGUUUCCGGCAAGCGGGACGGCGUGGACCAGAGCGAAAGUACGGUGGAUGAAAGCUAUCCGAGCGGAUAAUGGUCAAGGCAGGAAAAUUUCAUCUCUAGUGGAAGUCACCUUGCUUGACGGAUUCCGGCGAUUUGGUCCGCAGUUCAGCACCGUCGACGCGGCCAACAGACUUCAGCGGUGCGAUUCCUCAGAGGUACUGUCUGGAACAUUAGUGUAAUAUAUUGUGAAACA